AUGCAUGCAACUUGUAUUGUUACAUUUAUUGAACAAAAACGAAUCAUUUAUAAAUUUUUAAAUAAUGUAAAUUGGGUUGACAUGAAAAAUACCUACAUAAAAAAUCGGAAUUAUAAAUUAAAUAAUAAUAAUAUUGAAGAUAUAUUACAUAUGGUUAUUAUACCAAUAUUUAAAGAAGAUCCAUUAGUUAUUGAUAAUACUUUAAACUCACUAGCAAAACAAAAUGUAUCAAUGAUAAUAGGUUUAGCAUUAGAAGAACGCGAGAUGCACAGUGAUAUAAAAUAUAAUAAUAUAGUCAGUAAAUAUGAAAAUAAAUUUCUUAAAAUAAUAAAAACAAUUCAUCCUGAUGGUUUAAAAAAUGAAGUAGCAGGUAAAGCAUCGAAUUGUAAUUAUUGUGUUCAAAUAUUAGUAAAAUAUUAUGAAAAUAGUUUAAAAGAUUCCUAUGAUUAUGUUAUGAUUACGGCAUGUGAUUGUGAUUCAAUUUGGUGUCAAGAUUAUUUUUUAUAUUUAAAUUAUUUAUCUGUGAAAAAUAAUUUAAAAUACUUUAAUCAUAUUAUUUAUACACCAAAUAUAACUAACGUAAAACAUUUUCAACCAAAUCAUAUAUUGACAAAUUGGAUGUCUAUUACUCGAUCAAUUGCUACACAUGGACAUUUUCGUUGUUUAGGCUCUAUUCGUACUUUUACAAGUGAAUAUCAUAUACCAUUAAUAUUAUUAAAAAAAAUUGAUUAUUGGGAUAAUGAUUUAGUACAUGAAGAUGUACAUAUGUGUAACAAACUAGCAAUAUUAAAUGAAAAAUGUUUAAUAUUUAAGUCUACCUUUUUACCAUGUGAUAAUCAAACACCAACAAAUAUUAGAUCAGUGUAUCAAAGUUUUAUUCUGUUGUGGUGCCAAUCCUUACGCUGGAAUUUUUUUAUUUAUGAUUUAUAUUAUUUAUUUCAUCAAUUGCUUUUAAAUUUAUUUAAUAUAAAACGUUAUGAAAAUUUUCAAAUAAAUUCAUGGAAAGUUUUCAUGCAAAUUAUUAAUAAUUAUGAGAAUUUAUUUUAUUUUUUUGUGGCACCGAUUUUUAAUAAUAUCUUUUGGAUACUUUAUUUAUGUCUAUUUAAUAAUUAUUAUAACAAUAAUCUUAUUUAUUAUUUAUUAAAUUAUAUUCAACCAUACUUUAUAAUUAUACACAUGUUCCUAACAUAUCUGUGUACUCUACUUAUUUUAAAUGCCAAUGAUGAAGAUACUAAAGAUUUAUUUGAUUAUCUCCCAUUAACAGCCAUUGUUGAUAAUCAAAUAUUUUGUUUACAUGGUGGACUUAGUCCAUCAAUUGAUACAUUGGAUCAUGUUCGAGCUUUAGAUCGAAUUCAAGAAGUUCCACAUGAAGGACCCAUGUGUGAUUUAUUAUGGUCGGAUCCAGAUGACCGCGGUGGUUGGGGUAUUUCACCUCGAGGUGCCGGUUAUACAUUUGGACAAGAUAUUUCGGAAACAUUCAAUCAUACAAAUGGUCUUCAACUUGUAUCUCGUGCUCAUCAAUUGGUUAUGGAAGGUUACAAUUGGUGUCAUGAUAAAAAUGUCGUAACAAUAUUUUCAGCACCUAAUUAUUGUUAUCGUUGUGGUAAUCAAGCCGCGAUUAUGGAACUUGAUGACUCAUUAAAGUAUUCAUUUCUUCAAUUUGAUCCAGCACCACGUCGUGGUGAACCACAUGUAACACGUAAAACGCCAGACUAUUUUCUUUAA
Molecule: messenger RNA, 1725 nt
Organism: Rotaria sp. Silwood2
Lineage: Eukaryota; Metazoa; Rotifera; Eurotatoria; Philodinida; Philodinidae
Source: the annotation of a GenBank genome assembly